AUGACAACCGAUCCAAUAUCUGUUUGCACUUCUGAAGGGAAGCAGCCACUUCCGUCAAGAUCUAGAACAAAUUCUUCUAUUGAUCUGGAAUCUUCCUCCAAAUUAUUAGGUCCAAGCUGGGUUUAUGGAACUACAACACAAGUGGGAAGUCCAUCGAGGUCACAAUUUGGUGUAAGACUGUCAGGGUUGUGUCUUUCAGAAAGGAAUGGUGGACCAAUUGCAGUCCCUCAACCAGAAGUAAUUCAAAAUAUCCUCUUCCCAACCAAUGUGGAAUUGCAACAGAAAAUCACUCAUUACCGAGAAAAGGUUAAUACAUUGCUCUGCCGUGGUAUUGAGAAUGGUGAUUCCAAUGUUGCAAAAAAUGAUAACCCACUCUUGGUAAUCACUGGGCCAUCAUAUGUAUCAGAUUCAAACCAAAUCAAAGCAUGUGCUCAAUGGAUUGGAACUUUACUUGGGAAAGAAUUCUCAAACUUGCCUCAUGCCCUAUUACCUGAUAGUGUCCGCGCCUUGUAUGAUAAGCGAGUUUCAAUCCCUAGAAACCUUCUUCUAUCAGUGAGAACAAACUUAACUAAAUAUAAUCGACCAUAUUCCGAACUUGGAGAAGUGCCAACAUCACUGAUCAUGACAUUUGAAAUUGAUCAAGGAAUUCCAGUGUGUCGUGCUCUUCUUUGUGAAUUAGCUGAAAUUUGUCCUAUCGUUGGAGAAAUAUCUGAUACAAUUACUCCUCAAUACCUCUCAGAUUUAUUCUGUCUUGGAAUGGUCGGCUCUACGUUAAUUGAAUCUCAAUUACAUCGUGAAUUGGUUUCAGGAAUUUCAUAUCCAAUAGGAUUCCAAACUCUGGAUUCUCAUUUGCCAUUUGACAAGGGAAUGUAUAAGCACAAAAUCAAUGCAGCACUAGAUGCGAUGUAUGCUUGCAGCCAACCACAUCAGUUUCUUUCAGUGACCAAAAUUGGUACUGUAGCAGUAGUUGGUACCAUCGGAAAUGAAGAUACGUUUAUUAUAUUACAAAUUAAUAAUUAUCUUUCUUCAAAUGAUUUAAUUGAAUUCAUAGAAAUGAUUUAUAAUUAUUCAAAACUUGAUAAGAGAAGACCAAAAAUUAUGUUGAAUGUGGGAAGAAUUAGCAAUUUAGAAUAUGAUUUUAAAACUUCUAUAAUGAAGGAACUCUUAUCGAAUGCUCAAGUACAAAAUAAAAUACUUGGUGUACUUGUUGAUUCUGGUGACCAUUAUAUUCCCAAUGGAUUUAAUUUUGAACUAAAUGAAAGGCACCCAUUCGACUCAAAUGAUAUGGAUACACCAUGUUCAAGAGAAGAUCUUUUAAACCGUCAAAAAUUAAUUGAUAUUAAUCGUUAUUUUGUCAAGAAUCGAGCAUUUAUGAAUAAAGAAUUGAAAUCAAGUAUUGGUCAAAUUGAGAAAGAAAAUGAAGAAAUGGAAUAUUACGAGUAUUUUAUCAAUGCAGAUAGAUUUAUCUUUGAAUUAGAAUAUUUCAGCACAGACCGGCUAUGCUAA
This is a messenger RNA of [Candida] anglica, 1506 nucleotides long. The record is from the annotation of a GenBank genome assembly. NCBI's taxonomy places the organism in Eukaryota, Fungi, Ascomycota, Pichiomycetes, Serinales, Debaryomycetaceae.